CACAACGCUACUUAGUAGUAAUAACUGAAACACACAACGGCGACUACUUCAACACAAUGUGGCUGGCCGCGAACGACAUCUGUUGUCAUUAAACUGAGGCGGAAACGGUAAUGAUUACGUUUGGCCAACUCCGUUAGCAGCAAAGAAACGAAACCUAGCAAUGAGACAAUUUCGAGUCGAGUGUAUAAAAUGUACAUAAAGCGGCUCAAAUGUUAAUGCAAAUGAGAGUGGGCCGCCAAAUGGGAAUCCAUCCAGCAACAAACCACCGAAAUAACCGUCAAGCAGAAACCGAAGAGGGGACAACGAAACGAGAAUUUUGAUUCAGAUUUAAAUGAGCAGAAAUCAAAAACAGAACUCGAGGAGCGCAAAAGAGAAAGAAAGUAAAGCUUCAAGUGAAAAUUAGGCCAAAACUUUAUUCGAAUACAUAUAUGUAUUUUGCUUUCCCACCUGCCAAUCGGCCAUUGGCCAUUCCCGAUAAUAACAAACGAAACCUCGCCAGAAGAGGCCAUCCCAUCUACUAUAACAUUCACCGAACAUAGGAACUUCGUUCAAUUUAAUCAGAGUCAAGAAGAGUACUAAACAAAAAGCAAAGAUGGAAGUUCUGGAGAAUAUAGUCAAGAGUCUUCAAAGUCUGUUGUCAUCCUACAUCGACCUGGAUUACUCGAUGUGGCUGUAUCGCUUCCUGACGCCGCUGAUAGUCACAUUCCUGCUGCCCCUGGUCUUUGUGGCCCUUAUAUACAUAUCAUUCUUGGUGCUCUUCAUCUACAAGCUGCACAGGCAGGUGAUCAUGCGAGCUGUGCAGACCGAUCGCAACUUCUGGCGCGUGGGCCGCAAGAUAGUGGCCGCCAUAUGGGAUGCCCAUGCGAGAAUCUACCACGGGUACGAGGUGAUCGGUCUGGAGAACGUACCCCAGGAGGGUCCGGCGCUGAUUGUCUAUUACCAUGGAGCGAUACCCAUCGACAUGUACUACCUGAACUCUCGGAUGCUUCUGCAGCGAGAGCGCCUGAUCUACACGAUCGGGGAUAGGUUCCUGUUCAAGCUUCCCGGAUGGGGCACCAUAUCGGAGGCCUUCCACGUCAGUCCCGGCACCGUCCAAUCUUGUGUGAGCAUUCUGCGGGAUGGCAAUCUGCUGGCCAUCUCGCCGGGCGGCGUCUACGAGGCCCAGUUCGGAGACCAUUACUACGAGCUGCUGUGGCGCAAUCGUGUGGGCUUCGCAAAGGUUGCCCUGGAGGCCAAGGCCCCCAUAAUACCCUGCUUUACGCAAAAUCUACGGGAGGGGUUCCGGCAGGUAGGCAUCUUUCGGAACUUCUUUAUGCGGCUGUACAACAAGGUUCGCAUUCCGGUCUAUCCCAUCUACGGCGGCUUUCCGGUGAAGUUUCGCACGUAUUUGGGCAAACCGAUAGAGUACGAUGAGACCCUCACUCCGCAGGACCUACAGAACAAGGUUGCCACAGCCAUUGAGGAUUUGAUCAAUCAACAUCAGCGAUUGCCGGGCAGCAUUCUGCUGGCACUUUUGGACCGGCUCCCGGCCUUCAGACGGGCAUCUUCAGGCAUCAAAAAGAAGGUGGAGUAGGCGGAAAUCAGAGAGAUUGACUGGCUCCGAGAGUUUCUUCUCCUGCUGCCCCACAUCUUUGCCGGCAACGAUGAUAACUUUUGAAGAGAGAUUAACAGAGAUUGACUUUGGUUCUGGCCAUAGAAGACUUUCUUCCAUGUACUUCAUGAUCAUAGGACUAGCAUAUGUAUAAAUAGUUUAUACACUUACGCUGCGCAGAUCGAGUACCUUGGAUACUGCUUGGUCCCCCCGUUGCAUUAUGAUGCAAUGCCUUUUGUUUUCUCUUCGCGGUUUCUGUUAGACAUGUAAAUAGGUUCCUACGUUCAGUGCAAUCCCCAAUAAGAGCCGUCAAAACUCAGUCACGUUAACGUUCACUUAAGUGCAAACACGUAGAUCUUAUUAAUUGUAAUUAACACUAGCGAUAAGCCCAAUCCAAUCUCGCGAGCAGAAAUGUUCUUAAGUCAAUGUUCAACUAGAGUCCAAUUCUGAACAAAGAAGAAUUAUUCGAAUUAUUUUUCGUUGCUCUUUUUUAUACACACCAAAAGACAACAAAAGCAACAAAAAAACCUUAAACAUUUUGAUAUACUUUUUUCCUAAUAUAAUUCAGGCUGCAUUAAACAAUUAUCUAAUUAGUCUUGUGUUAAGUGUGUAUUUCU
Molecule: messenger RNA, 2208 nt
Organism: Drosophila persimilis
Lineage: Eukaryota; Metazoa; Arthropoda; Insecta; Diptera; Drosophilidae
Product: transmembrane protein 68
Exons: 4
Coding region: 593-1573 (326 amino acids)
Cellular component (GO): membrane
Molecular function (GO): acyltransferase activity
Source: RefSeq, a predicted model, not a curated record